Messenger RNA from Cavenderia fasciculata, 846 nucleotides. RefSeq lists its product as uncharacterized. The coding region runs from base 1 to 846 and encodes 281 amino acids. The transcript is spliced from 4 exons. Lineage: Eukaryota; Evosea; Eumycetozoa; Acytosteliales; Cavenderiaceae. The record is from RefSeq and is a predicted model, not a curated record.
AUGAGAUUUUUACUAGCUCUUAUUGUAUUUGUCUGUUUGGCUUUCCAAUCAGCUUAUGCUCAAGAAUUCUUUUACUAUCAACCAAAUGGUAAUUUUUCAUCUGCUACACCACAAACCGACCUUGCCAAUAUUCAUGCCAAGGUUUGUAAGCUCGUAGGAUCCCAACCAGCAACCCUCUCUGUCUUUACCUCUGCUGUUAGUGCUGGAAACGACAACUCCAAGUAUGAAUGGGCCCUCUAUGGUUGGAUCAAUGAUCCAAGUACCACCUCUUACAAGUUGGUCAGACCAAUUGCCCAAGCCGUUGAAAUUUAUUCUUCUAGUGUUGCCAAUGCUGGUUUCAUCUGUUUUGGUACCAAACCAAUAUUGGGAUACCAAGGUGUAUUAAAGCGUAAUGCUGGAUACUGGACUCCAAAUGGUGCCAUCCUCAAGGAAGUAUACACCGUUGCUCCUCCAGCUGGUUACACUGAUAUCAAUGUUUUGGCAACUGAUUGUUUCAAUGGUGGUACUGGUGCCAUUGUUGCCAUGGUCAACCCUAUCAGGGAAAACUUUUACCAAAACUCUUCCAUCUGUGUCAAUUCCUUGUAUUUUGAUAACCUUGGUCAAGAAGCCAGAGUUGGAUAUUACUUUGGUGUUAGAAACAUUGCUGGAUGUGCCUUUGGUUUCCACGACAAUCCAUACACUUCUGGUGUUAUUGCUGCCGGUCUCUGUUAUGGUCCAAAGCCAGUUCGUCCCUCUUACACCUAUAACUCUAGAACCAUCAAUAUCGGUAGUUUCAAUAGUAUGAUUUCAAAAUACUCUAGAUUCGAGAAUAUUCCAAACGCCUAUCUUGUCAAAAGUUUACCUUAA